Thyridium curvatum is the source of this 1848-nucleotide messenger RNA. RefSeq lists its product as uncharacterized. Lineage: Eukaryota; Fungi; Ascomycota; Sordariomycetes; Thyridiales; Thyridiaceae. The transcript has a single exon. The coding region runs from base 1 to 1848 and encodes 615 amino acids. The record is from RefSeq and is a predicted model, not a curated record.
AUGUUCCGCUUCUGGAUCUCGGAACCAAGGGGAAGCGACAAGAUUGCCGAAGCAGCUCAGCCUAUGCCUCAGUUCACCGAGUCCACCGGUGGCGUGUCCAAGCCCAGCCCCAAGCAGCAAGCUAACCAUGCCGUGAAGCGGAAGAGGCAGAGCGCUGACGGCGCUGACGAGCGCAUCACAUCCAAGCGCGCCAAGGUAGAAGCCCAUGACAAGUCUUCCUCUGUCGGUGGAGUUGCGUGCAAAGGUCCUCCCGUGCCCAAGGCUGCUGGUGCUGCCUGUGAUGUCGACCGCGCAAGGGAAGUCAUUCAGUAUCAGUUUGGUCUGGAGAUCCUGUUGAAACAUGACGAAAUACGCCUGAUCGACCAGGAGCUGGCGAAAUGCCAGAUCGCGCUCGAGCAGCUCAGGCGCUGUCACUUGAUUCCGUAUCCGAUAAGCUGUCCCACUCCCGAACAGAUGCUCGAUAUCAGCAAGGGCAAAGGCCCUUCUGUACGCAGCCGUCCCGGUCAGUCGGUGCCCAAAUGGGCAGCGCCGUUUGGUGUCGUGGAUGGUCCGUAUGCGCGCCAUUAUGCCAAGUGGCUCAUCCCGGACCCUGCUUUUGAUGGUGUGCUUCCCGAGUGGCACGGCUUCUCCCAGGCGCCUUCUGCGGCGCUCGUGCCGGAGGGCAGGACGACGAGGAACAGUCUCAGUGACCCGGUUGCAGUUGGCAAGAACCGCCCCAUGCGCGGCACGGGUGCGCAGAAACUGCAUGCUCUGUCGAACGGCUACCCGCAGCCCAAGGACAAGGCUGGGCCGUGUAUCCUCAAGCGGUCUGAUGGUCAAACCGUCAAGCUGGUCUGUAUCGAUUGCCAUCGGGAUAACUUCUCGAGCACGCAAGGUUUCAUCAACCAUUGUCGCAUCGCUCACAAGCGAGAUUUCAAGAGCCACGAGGAAGCUGCUGUUCAUUGCGGCCAUCCCAUCGAAGCCGAUGAGAACCGUGGGACUACGAGUGAAGAGAAGCCUGCUGGCGUUGCUACCGCCUCUGGUCUCGUCCAUGCGUUUGCUCACACUGACAAGGAGGACUCGAACAAAAUCCUCUCACGCAUCCACGCCACGCUCACCGCCUGUUCCGACCGUUCCUUGGACACCUCAUCGUCCAAGUCCCGCGUCUCAAAAUCGCAACGUCCGACGAGUUCCAAGGGGUCUCGCGCUUUUGUCAGCUCUGACCAGACGCCCUUCUUGUCCAACCUCAUGAAGAACAAGAAGUUCAAGGGCAAUCUGAAGGAGCAGGUUGAAGAUGCCAAAACCAAGAUCGACCUGGACGAGCUUUCGCCUGGCGACGAAUCAGAGGAGGGAGAUCAGAGCGCCGACCUCGCCGACGGCCUACAGUCGCCUCCUGCCUCUGCGGCCAGAACGCCCGCUGUCAAGCGCAUGCCUGUCCGGCCUACCAUGGCGCCCGCUGCGAUGGGGGGGACGCGCCCUGCGAGCAGCAAGGGCGUCGCGUCUCACAUGGCUUUCUCCACGCCUGAUCUGACUCCCACCGAUGAGAAGGAGGACAGCUCUGAGCUCUACGAUGACGACAUGGACACGGAACACAGUCCCAACACCAUUGCCAGCAACAAUGCGCCAUCGCUUGUUAGUGACGACGGGGAGUACGAUGAUUCUGAUGACGGUUCCUCAUCCGAGAUCAGCGAUAGCGACGCUGGUUCCGUGUCUGACGUGGCCGAGAUCAACAUCGACGAGGACGAUGGUCCUCAAGCCAUCCGCCACCAUCGUGGUAGCACCUCGACCAAGAAGGAUGAACCCAAGCAUGUCACCUUUGUCGGUCCUGUCACUACGACUGGCAAGGGCAGGAGAAAGCAGAAGGCCUAG